Microthlaspi erraticum is the source of this 558-nucleotide messenger RNA. Lineage: Eukaryota; Viridiplantae; Streptophyta; Magnoliopsida; Brassicales; Brassicaceae. The record is from the annotation of a GenBank genome assembly.
AUGGCCACUUUUCUCUUCGUAUCUCUUCUCUCUUCUCUAACUCUAUCACUCGUUCUAAUCUCGGUCACAGGAGAAACCCUAGAACGUAGUUUCUUGCAUCCCAAGAAAGAGAAACUAACUCAUUUUAGAGUAUAUUGGCACGACAUCUUGGACGGCAAAGACCCGACUUCGGUUCUAAUAAUGAAUCCUCCGGCAAACUACACAGGGGCAACGGGGUUUGGCACCACGCGUAUGAUUGAUAAUCCGUUAACGAUGACCCCAAAACUAAGCUCAAAAAUGGUGGGAAGGGCACAAGGGUUUUAUGCAGCCGCAUCUAAAGAAGAGGUGGGAUUGUUGAUGGCUAUGAAUUUUGCGAUUCUAGAUGGGAAGUAUAAUGGAAGCACGAUCACAGUGUUUGGAAGAAACUCGGUGUUUGAUAAGGUGAGGGAGAUGCCUGUGAUCGGAGGAAGUGGACUUUUCCGAUUUGCUAGGGGUUAUGUUCAGGCAAGAACGCAUGUGUUUGAUCUCAAGUCCGGUAACGCUGUCGUCGAGUAUAAUUGUUAUGUUUUGCACUAUUGA